AUCGAUAGAUUGAUAUUUUGAUGUAGUUUCCCAUCUCAAACUUCGUCAACGCCGUGAUUAACUCCAAAUUAAAAGUUAUUAAAUUGCAACAAAACGCAGAAAACGGUGUACAAUGAGUGAUCAAAAAACGAGUGGGUCGUCUCCGACGGCGAUUUCAAUGGACAAUGCCGCCGCACGACAGAAAAUCGAGGCGGAAUACCACAGUAAAAAGCCUGUGUGGCCGCGCUACUAUAAGGAAAUUUGUGAGAAAUGCGACAGGGAGGCGAAGGAACAACAGUUCAGCACUUCGGAAUCGGAACGCCACCAGAACCGCGGCCUGAAUCGUUAUCGGGAUGUGAAUCCAUACGACCAUUCGCGCAUCGUCUUAAAGCGCGGCAGCGUUGACUACAUCAAUGCCAAUCUGGUUAAGAUGGAGCGCGCCGCUCGUAAGUACAUAUUAACCCAGGGACCCCUGGAGGACACAGUGGGUCACUUCUGGCUAAUGGUCUGGGAGCAGGCGUCCACCGCCAUUCUGAUGCUCAAUAAGCUAAUGGAGAAGAAGCAGAUCAAGUGCCACCUAUACUGGCCCAACGAAAUGGGAGCGGAUAAGGCCCUCAAGCUGCCGCAUGUCAAGCUCACGGUGGAGCUCGUACGCUGCGAGACUUACCAGAACUUUGUACGGCGGUGGUUCAAAUUAACCGAUCUCGAAACGCAGCAGAGCCGGGAGGUGUUGCAGUUUCAUUACACAACAUGGCCAGACUUUGGCAUACCCGGUUCGCCGGACGCAUUCCUCAAGUUCUUGCAGCAAGUCCGCGACUCGGGCUGCCUCAGCCGCGACGUGGGACCAGCGGUGGUGCACUGCAGUGCCGGCAUAGGAAGAUCGGGUACCUUUUGCCUUGUGGACUGCUGCCUGGUCCUGAUCGAUCAGUAUGGCGAAUGCAAUGUAUCCAAGGUGCUGUGUGAGCUGCGCAGCUAUCGCAUGGGUCUGAUCCAGACCGCCGACCAGCUGGACUUCUCCUACCAGGCCAUCAUCGAGGGCAUCCAGAAGCUGCAAGAUCCCACCUUUCUCAACGCUGAGGAGCCGACAAUCAGCAAUGACACAGACACCAAUCACACACUGGACGAGCUGCCGCCACCGUUGCCACCCCGCGUUCAAUCGCUUAUCCUGCCACUGGCUCCCAACUCUGGCGGCGUACUCUCGCUGGACAUGCGCGCUGCCCAGGCCAAUGGAGCGGCGAUGGCAGGAGAUUUUAUCGGUGAACUAAGCAGCAAGGAUGCCCUGAACAACAUCAUCAAUCAUCCCCACGACAUUAUACGCGAUGCGGAGGUGGCUGAUCGCCUGCGGCCCUUGCCGCCGCUGCCCUUGGUAAGAGAUGGUAACGAUUCAGACAGCGAUGAGGACGACGACGACGAUGACUACUCGCUGGAAGACAUCGAGGAUGAUGACGAGGAUGAGGAGGAGGAGGAAUACGAGACGAUUAACAACGACGAUCACGAUACGGAGCCCGUCAAUGGUCAUGUUCCCAUACCGACAACGACGACACAGGCCGAUGAUGUAAAUGCCAACAACGAGAAGCCUGCGCCAGCCGCUGGCGAACAGAUCAGCAAGGCCAACGGCAUCGACACAAUUCCAGGCCAGCAGCUUUCAGCCAGCCCCGAGAACGAGCUGAAGCGGCGGAAACGCAACGAGUACCAGGCCAGUCUGGAGCAGAAGGUCAACGACAUUAAGCGGAAGCAGCGGGAGAACGAGGACAGCCAGGUGGCGGCAAAGAAACGAAGGUCAUUACUCACAUAUAUUGCCGCUGGUGUUGUGGUGGGCGUGAUCUGCGCCUACGCAUACACGAAGCUAGGUUAAGUGACCCCGCCGUAGCCACUAAGUAGUAGUCGUAGCGACCUAGCUGUCGUAGCAAUAGCUGUAUUAUGACGUAUUUAGUUGCCGUAGGACAGCCGUGAAUUCCAGAUUUCCUGAACGAUCCAUCUAUCCACACCAGAUCGUCGUCUCGAGCUGGCAUCUAAUGUGUGGGACGAGAGGCGAUGGAGGUAUGGCUCGGAUGGGAUCGCAGCGUGGAUUCGUGGCUGAACGAACAAUGAUACACGAUGCAUAAAUAUUAGGGAAUUUUUUAUAUAUAUACGAUGAAACAAAGCAAGAACACGCAACCUUAAACUAAUCGAUAAAUCGGGUAGAAAUCACGACAAAAGUAGAUUUUGCGCAAUAGACUGACACUUUUAGAACAAAUUUAUAUUUUCUACACUCUGAAAAAAUGAUGAUUAACCGAUCGAUCGAGUUCCCGAACGAAAUGCAAAUAUUCUUCAACUAAAAUCGCUCGCUAUGCAAUAAAGUUUUGAUCAUAAAAUCCUCUCCCUUCUUCACACGAAACACACGCUUCACUUGUUGUUGUACAGCAAUUUCUUAUAGCAUAUUUUUUAUGUGUAUUUAUUUAUGAAGAUUAUGAACGAGAAACGAGAACACACUUGUUGAACGAAAAAUAUUAAUUGCAGCACAAUGUGCCAAAAAAAAGAGAGGAAAGAAAUCGAACUGGACAAUUGUAUGAAAGAAAGUCUCUGUAAUCUUACUUUGCAAUGCCCCAUUCGCUCCUUCCGCUGAUUAUAACCACGAAUUGUUGCUAACGCAACAAAUACAGGCAUUGUUUAAAGCAAUAAUAUAGCACAAAAUGCACCUAUACCUCGUUUAAGUCACUUGAAGGAGUUUGAUAAUCAAAAAAUGAUUCAUUUUAUGCGUGUUUUUGUGUUUGAAACCAUCUGGAAAUCAAAAAUAAAGUGAUUGUUUUCAAAAUUA
Molecule: messenger RNA, 2776 nt
Organism: Drosophila serrata
Lineage: Eukaryota; Metazoa; Arthropoda; Insecta; Diptera; Drosophilidae
Gene: Ptp61F
Product: Protein tyrosine phosphatase 61F
Biological process (GO): negative regulation of ERK1 and ERK2 cascade; peptidyl-tyrosine dephosphorylation; negative regulation of receptor signaling pathway via JAK-STAT
Cellular component (GO): nucleus; cytoplasm
Molecular function (GO): non-membrane spanning protein tyrosine phosphatase activity; protein kinase binding
Source: RefSeq, a predicted model, not a curated record